This is a messenger RNA of Malania oleifera, 1897 nucleotides long. RefSeq names its product serine/threonine/tyrosine-protein kinase HT1-like. Gene Ontology annotation, molecular function: ATP binding; protein kinase activity. NCBI's taxonomy places the organism in Eukaryota, Viridiplantae, Streptophyta, Magnoliopsida, Santalales, Ximeniaceae. The transcript is spliced from 3 exons. The record is from RefSeq and is a predicted model, not a curated record. The coding region runs from base 735 to 1787 and encodes 350 amino acids. Gene Ontology annotation, biological process: protein phosphorylation.
GAGUGGAUCUUCGCACGUUAAGAACGUAGAGAGAGAGAGAGAGAGAGAGAACCGCCAGCUCCUGCAUAUGCUUUCACUGCGCACCAGAAAAUACCCCUUCCCAACAACAACCACGGAUCUUCUCUCCCUCUUUCCCUCUCUCUAUAGUGUGUAUAUAUAUAUAUAUAUAUAUAUAUAUAUCAAACCACAGCGAUCUAUCUCUAAGCUUCUCGCUUUCUGCAGCUUUCAUGGCUUUGCUCCGGUUAUGAAUGAGAAAAACCGCGUCUUUCGAGCUGCUUUUUGUUGAAAAUGGUGGAGAUUCUUUGAUUUUGUUUCUUUUUGCCCAAAUUAUUGGUUCCGGUUUAUAGAUUCGUCAUCUGAAGAGUGCAUUUCUGUUUUUCUGGAAAAGGAGGUGUUUUUUAGCCGUUAAUGCAGAGUGACGCGGCUUGAUUUGAAGGUUUUUGGUGAAGGAAUAGUGUUAUCUAGCUCUAUUUCUUGCUUGGACAGAUCACAGAUGGCUCGUCUAGAUCCUUGAUGUGCCGUCUCGGACUCUAGUUCUCGGUGCUUCAGUUCCACGUGGCGGAGAAUUCGAAAUGUAGCUGGAUUGUGCAAGCUUGAAGAUAAAUCUUCCUUUUUUCUGUAAUUAAUUUAAUUUGAACAUUCAGGUUAUAUUGGGCGCUUUUGGAACCUGCAUUUGGGUCGAGAGCUUUAAGAGGUUUAGAUUUGAUGAUUUCGUCAGGCAUUUGUUUUAAUCCAUGAAGAAUUUUUACUGGUUUAAGCAAAUUGCGAACAAUAAUAGUAAAUCAGGGAGGAGCCUGUCGCUCGGAGAGUUCAAACGAGCUGUGUCUUGGUCCAAGUAUUUGGUCUCUUCAGGUGCAGCGAUAAAAGGGGAGGGAGAGGAGCAAUGGAGUGCCGAUAUGUCGCAGCUGUAUAUUGGGAAUAAAUUUGCGUCGGGACGGCACAGUAGGAUUUACCGAGGGCUAUAUAAGCAAAGGGAUGUGGCGAUCAAGCUCAUAAGCCAGCCAGAAGAAGACGAAAGCUUGGCGAGCUGGCUUGAGAAGCAGUUCACUUCGGAGGUUGCUUUGCUCUUUCGAUUGCAGCAUCCUAAUAUAAUCGCUUUUGUUGGAGCUUGUAAGAAGCCACCUGUGUUUUGUAUCAUCACUGAGUAUUUGGCUGGGGGCUCACUGAGAAAAUACCUCCAUCAGCAGGAUCCAUAUUCAAUUCCACUUAACCUUGUUCUGAAGUUGGCCCUUGAUAUUGGCCGUGGGAUGCAGUAUCUUCAUUCUAAAGGGAUAAUUCAUAGGGAUCUUAAAUCAGAAAAUCUACUGCUUGGGGAAGAUAUGUGUGUGAAGGUAGCAGAUUUUGGUAUCUCAUGCUUGGAAUCUCAAUGUGGAAGUGCAAAGGGAUUCACGGGUACUUAUCGUUGGAUGGCACCUGAAAUGAUCAAAGAAAAGCGCCAUACUAAGAAAGUUGAUGUUUACAGUUUCGGCAUUGUCCUUUGGGAACUUUUAACCGCAUUGAUUCCAUUUAACAAUAUGACUCCUGAACAGGCUGCAUUUGCAGUCUCCCAGAAGAAUGAGAGACCGCCUUUGCCAUCUGAUUGUCCUGCAGGAUUUAAUCAUCUCAUCAACCGAUGCUGGUCAAGAAAUCCAGAUAAACGGCCUCAUUUUGAUGAGAUUGUAUCAGUUCUGGAGGGUUUUGCAGAGUCUAUUGAACAGAAUCCUAGUUUUUUCACAUCCUACAAACCUUCAAAGAGUCCCAAUUUUUUUCAUUGCUUGCCAAAGUGUAUCACCGCCCAUAGCCUGUAAACAGGUCUGCUUCUUCAGAAGCUUGAGGAUCUACUUGAAAUGAACUAUGAUGCUUGAAAUGUACCAUAUUUUUCAUUUCAUAUCUAUGAUCGCCUGUCCAAUUAAGCUCA